Messenger RNA from Aethalodelphis obliquidens (Pacific white-sided dolphin), 4783 nucleotides. It is a transcript of the gene TNFRSF4, whose product is annotated as TNF receptor superfamily member 4. The record is from RefSeq and is a predicted model, not a curated record. The transcript has 7 exons. Gene Ontology annotation, biological process: inflammatory response. Gene Ontology annotation, cellular component: external side of plasma membrane. Gene Ontology annotation, molecular function: protein binding; tumor necrosis factor receptor activity. Bases 2958 to 3803 code for a protein of 281 amino acids. Lineage: Eukaryota; Metazoa; Chordata; Mammalia; Artiodactyla; Delphinidae.
CCUGCGACACGGGGGAGGAUGACACGGGGCCGCCAGGCGGGACGGUGUCCUGGUGGGGGACAGGGAGGGGCCGUCUGCAGGGCGGGAGUUGGGGAUCUGGGCUGCAGAUUUAAAGUCAGGAGCUGGAGUCCAGGCUUGGGUGAGGCCACCUGGGACGGGCUGGGAGGAAAUGGGAGUUUGGGGUGGAGGGGGCUCUGAGGACGAGCCCUGGGCCCCCAGGGCGCGGGGCUGGGGGCAGAGAACUGGGGGAGUCCCCAAGAGCCACCCAGAGUCCUGGCCUGGGGCGGGGGGGGCGGGGAGGGGCGACCUGGGGGGUCAGGAGCCUCUGGCGGGAGGGGUGAGACCUGGUCCUCCCGGCUGCGGUCCCACCACCACACCGGGCCCUUCCCCCAGGGUUGGCACGCCCGCUGGCUUGGCUGGGGUGCGGGCUGGGGGGGUGUGGGCAGUGAGAGUUAAGUGACAAGGGAGGGUCUCCACUCUACAUACCCACGAACCUGGCCCCCCGCCGGGCCCCCCUCAGAGCCCUGAGCCGUGGCCCAUGGUGCCUCGGUGGACGGCUCACCCGGCCAGGGGGUCCGCACGGGCCUUUGAAGGCCCUGCUGGGGUUGGAGGCUCAGGCCAGGUGGGCAGAGAGGCUGCCCUGAGCUGCCCACGUGACCUGCUUCCGAGCAGCGUGGGGAGGGGCCGGGGAGGGGCCGCCGCAGAAUCUGGGCCGGUUUCCAGACAAACAAGAGGAAAGGCUUUUCAGAACUGCGACCAGAAGGCGGGGUGGGAGGGCGGGGCCCGUGGCUCUGGCCGUGUGGGUGGGUGGCCACCAGCAGGUGGGACGCUGGGACAGAGGUGCGGGCCGGGCCCCGGUGCGCUGCCCAGAGUCGGGGCCUUGGGCAGGGGGCGGGCGGCCUCCCCUGCCAUGGCCCCCAUAAGGCAUGGGGUGCUGCCCGCCAGACCCCGAGUUACCUCCACCUCAGCAGCUAUGGUUUGUCUUAAAAUAGUUUUUCUCACUGUCAGUGGGAGACGGGGCACAACACACGCACACACAAGUGUGCACAGCAGGCUGCCUGGAGCCCUGCCCCUCCCCCAUGGACCCUCCCUCUCUUUGGAGGCUGAGGGCGACGACCCUGCGGUGGCCCCUGCCCGCAGGCGGAGCUGGCUGGCGGAAUUUCCCACAGGUGGGCAGGGAGCCCCACAUCCUACCUGUGCCCCCAGGAGGUGGGGGGUUUCCAGCCACUGCGGGAGGCCUGCCCCCCCCCCCCCCCCACCGCCAAAGCUUCAGGUUAACCAUUAAGCAGAUAAUCCUGUCUCGUGGUUCAGAUUUAAAAGCACCAAAGCCAUACGGCCUCCCUGCCUUGGGCCACCAGGAUCAGAGCUUUGCAUGAGAGGGAGCAUGUACACACGUGUGUGUGUGCACGUGUGCAUGUGUGUGCAUGGGCACCUGUGCUCCUCCCUCGUGCCCCACGGGGGGCCGGUACAAAGGCCCUCCCCACCUGUCCUGAGGACACGGGAGCUCUCUUUCCUGUCCCAGUGGUGCUGCAGGAACACCCUAAACCUGGGGUGGGUGUGGCGCAGGGAGAGCCUGGCAUGGCCUCCAGAGUUUUUAGGGAGAUAGCCCCUGCCCGGCCAGGGGGCAGAGCGGAGAGUCUGUCUUCACGGGACACCCCGCCCCAGGCACAUGCCCAGGUGCUCAUGGGAGCACACAUCCCGGCAUGUGGAGCCAGCGCCACACACGCGUGCUGCACACACAGCUGGUGCACGCUCCCAGGCACACGCCACCCCCAGGGCACCGGGCAGGGCUUGCCCAGCAGCACGUGUUCGGUCUGCUCAGGUGGCUUGCAGCACAGACGUUUACCCUCUGCUAGUCCUGGAGGCUGGAUGUCCAGAGACCGAGGAGUGGGCAGCGUUGGUGUUUCCUGAGGCCUUUUUCCUCCCUGUGUCCUCACGUGGUCGUGCCCUGUUCGUGUCUGUGCCCUGCCCUCUUCCUCUUGUAGGGACACCAGUCACACUGGAUCAGGCCCACCCUGUGACCCCACCCAGCCUUUAUGGCCUCCUGAGAGGCCCCGGUCUCCCAGUACAGCUGCACGGGGAUCAAGCUUCCACGUGUGGGUUUAGGGCACUAACGUGGAUUCAGAUGCCUGCUGUGUUCAAGGACGCUCAGCUGCUCUCUCCCUCUCACACCAGCACACACCCUCACGUGCUUGCGCACCCACUGUGGGCACUGGUCAUGAGGCAUCUGACCCACCAGGGCUGCUGGCAUUGGUCCGAGCUAGUUUUGGACACUUGGGCCAGUGACCAUGCUCUGGAGCCCUGGACACCACCAGCCCUCCCCCUGCACCUGAUGGCUGAUCCAGUGUGCUGCCCUGGCUCGCCCAUGUGCUCCGGGCACCCUUUUGUGGGGCAGGGGUGAGGACUGGCCUCAGGGUGAGUCCCCCGCUCCUCUUCAGGGCUCUGCCCUGCAGAGAGGGGGGCGCCCAGGAGGAGUGAGCCAGGUGGAGGGAUCCCAAGACCACCCCGGUCUGGGCAGCUUGGCCAGGCUGGGCAGGGCAGGGGGACAGCCAGGAUGCCUGGCGGAAGGGGCUCCAGUUUCCUGUGAGACAGGAGUAGGAGGGGUCCAGGGGGAGGGGUCAGUGCAGACCGGCUGGGCUGGAGGACCUGGCCUGGUGGCCCUGGCAGGGGUCAGGGGGCUGCGGGUCCUCACUCAGGCCCCGGAUCUGCACACUGCAGCUGCUGGCUGGGCCGAGCCUGAGGCCCACGGCCGUUAUCGCAGGGUUGGGGGCCUUGGCGCCCAGGGCAGAAGAGAAGCCCAGGACCGGGACACAGGCUGCCUUCCAGUGCUUCCUGGGGCCUCCUUCCUCCUGGUCCCCUCCUCCUGCCCUCCCCACCCCUCCCCCGCAGCCCUUAUAGCCACAUCCUGCAAGGAAAAACCCCAGACUCCCGAGCUGUGGGGCUGAGAGCAGCCGAGAAUGCGCGUGGGAGCCCAGCCACCCAGGGCGCCGGGCUCGGCCUUCCUGCUCCUGGGGCUCGCGCUGGGCGCUGCGGCCCAGCUCAACUGUGUUGGGGACACCUACCCCAGUGGCAGCAGGUGCUGUAAGGAGUGCCAGCCAGGUUAUGGGAUGGAGAGCCGCUGCAACCACGCCCGGGACACGGUGUGCCGUCCGUGUGAGCCCGGCUUCUACAACGAGGCAGUCAACUACGAGGCCUGCAAGCCCUGCACACAGUGCAACCAGAGAAGUGGGAGCGAGCCCAAGCAGAGAUGCACACCCACGAGAGACACGGUCUGCGGCUGCAGGCCGGGCACCCAGCCCCAGGACGGCUAUGGCUACAAGCGUGGAGUUGACUGUGCCCCGUGCCCACCAGGACACUUCUCCCCGGGCAACGACCAGGCCUGCCAGCCCUGGACCAACUGCACCUCAUUAGGAAAGCGAACACUGCAGGCGGCCAGCAACAGCUCGGACGCUGUCUGUGAGGACAGGAGCCCCCGACUCACACCCGCCUGGGAGACCCAGGGCCCCGCAGCCCGGUCCACCCCUGCUCAGCCCACCACUACCUGGCCGAGGGCCUCACAGGGGCCCUCCACGCCCCACGCAGAGCCCCCCAAGGGCCCUGAGCUGGCCGCUGUCCUGGGCCUGGGCCUGGGCCUGGGCCUGCUUGGCCCCGUGGCUGCCGCGCUGGCCUUGCUCCUGCACCACAGGGCCUGGAGGCCGACGCCCAACGCCCCCAAGCCCCCCGCUUCCGGACCCCCAUCCAAGAGGAGCAUGCCGAUGCCAACUCCAGCCUGGCCAAGAUCUGAGCAACGUCCACUGGCGUAGAAGCCGGCACCCCUCCGCAGGCCGGGGCCCCCAGACGCAGGCCGUCCCACCCGUCACCCCCGGACCCUGGCGCCCUGUCCCCCCGCCCUGUGCCGUUUUAGGCGCUCCUGGGCUGGCACCCUGGGCCCUGCUAUGUAUGCUGUGCGUACUCCCCACCCAGGGUGGCCCCAAUAAACGACGUUGGCAAAUGUGGGCCUCUGACUGGGCACCAGUGGUCUGAGGGCUGCACACACGGGGGCUGGCUGUGGGGUAGGGGCUCCCCUGGCUCCCUCAGAGACCUGGGGCUGCUGUCCUGCUCGCUGGGCACCUCCCAGCGCCUCUGGGGAGCGUGGCAGCCAAAAUAAGUGCAUGGGGAGCCGCGAGCCCUGCCUGGCAAGCGCGAUGCUAGCCCGGCCCGGUGGACCCCACGCACCCACUCUGGGGAGCCGUGACCCUGCCUGGCAAGCGCGAUGGUAGCCCGGCCCGGUGGACCCCACACACCCACUCUGGGGAGCCGCGACCCUGCCUGGCAAGCGCGAUGCUAGCCCGGCCCGGUGGACCCCACGCACCCACUCUGGGGCUACUUGGGAGGGCCUGGCAGGGGCUGCUGGGUGGGAGGGAGCCCUGAGGAGGCCCUGGUCCCAAAGGGGGUUUUAGGACAACCCCUCAGGGUCUCUGGGGCCCCUCCCAGGAGAGGGCACGAGCGUCUGUUUCUUCUCAAGCCCCACGCCCUGUUAAACCUGAGUGUGUGGUGACCCUGGGACCCCCACUGAUGCCUGCAGGGCCCCCGAGUCCCUCAGGGAAACUGGAGGCUUCUGACUGGGCUGACCUUUCGUCCACCCUGGGCGCGAACAAGAUGUGCAGCUUUAUGUGAAAAGGCCCCCAGGUGGGAACCCAAGCGUCCGUGGGCACCAGAGUGGGCUGUGCGAGGCCGAGUGGCCGGACAGGCCCGCUGGCUGGCACUGGGGGCAGCCCCUGCUCUGGCAGCUGCGCAGACUUGG